Molecule: messenger RNA, 646 nt
Organism: Trichobilharzia regenti
Lineage: Eukaryota; Metazoa; Platyhelminthes; Trematoda; Strigeidida; Schistosomatidae
Source: the annotation of a GenBank genome assembly
GUUAAUUGUUUUCAGUCUUGAAUAAAAAGACGACGAAUUUUUUGAUUGUUAAAAAUCUUUUAAGUCGAAUGAAGCCGUUUGUAAGGAUAAACAAAACACUUCAUCAUCAGUGCAAAACAAAUAUGAAUCAAAGUUUAAAAAAAUGAGAUGGAUUUAUUUACACAUGAGUUGAGCAUUUCUGUAAGUGAGUGCUGUAACGUCAAUAGUUAGAUGGCUAUUUAUUCUCAGUUCGGCAAAACAUUUCCUCUAGGAUGGCAGGGAUAUAUAGCGAUCGCUGGCGCUGUGCUGAUUUUGGUCCUCUGUAUAUUACUAUUCUUCAAAAUCAAGUAUAAUGUGAUAAUCGGGUUGAUCAUGACAGGAAUAAUAGAAGUUAGGAUUUCAUUGGCCGGUGGCUUUUGGAACACUGCUUUAGAUCUGGCAGCAUUGUGUUUUGCUAGUUCUCUGAAAUUUAUUUCAUAUCAGUUGACUCCUCUGUAUUAUGUUGAGCAAUUUCCACUGUAAUUUGUGUUUUGUGCAAAAAAGAACUUCUCACUUUGCUAGAACGGGUAACCGUUUAUAUUUUCAGUCUUUGAAAUAAAUUAUUUUGUGUUCGCUUGAACUUUCACUUGUGUAUAACAACUUAUUCAGAGGGUAAAUAUAAGUGUUU